Loxodonta africana (African savanna elephant) is the source of this 2291-nucleotide messenger RNA. It is a transcript of the gene ERF, whose product is annotated as ETS2 repressor factor. The transcript is spliced from 4 exons. Gene Ontology annotation, cellular component: nucleus. NCBI's taxonomy places the organism in Eukaryota, Metazoa, Chordata, Mammalia, Proboscidea, Elephantidae. The coding region runs from base 104 to 1756 and encodes 550 amino acids. The record is from RefSeq and is a predicted model, not a curated record. Gene Ontology annotation, biological process: cell differentiation; regulation of transcription by RNA polymerase II. Gene Ontology annotation, molecular function: DNA-binding transcription factor activity, RNA polymerase II-specific; sequence-specific DNA binding.
UGAGGCGGCGAGGGCGGCCCGACGGGCGCGGGACGGGACGGGGCAGCGCGGGCGCCGGGAGCUGCGGCCCGGAGUCGGGGCGCCUUGCCCCGGGUCCCCCAGCAUGAAGACCCCGGCGGACACAGGGUUUGCCUUCCCGGAUUGGGCCUACAAGCCGGAGUCGUCACCUGGCUCGAGGCAGAUCCAGCUGUGGCACUUUAUCCUCGAGCUGUUGAGGAAAGAGGAGUACCAGGGGGUCAUCGCCUGGCAGGGGGACUACGGGGAAUUCGUCAUCAAGGACCCCGACGAGGUGGCUCGGCUCUGGGGCGUCCGCAAGUGCAAACCACAGAUGAAUUACGAUAAGCUGAGCCGGGCCCUGCGCUAUUAUUACAACAAACGCAUUCUGCACAAGACCAAGGGAAAACGGUUCACCUACAAGUUCAACUUCAACAAACUGGUGCUGGUUAAUUACCCUUUCAUCGAUGUGGGCUUGACUGGGGGUGCGGUACCCCAGAGUGCCCCGCCAGUGCCGUCAGGUGGCAGUCACUUCCGCUUCCCUCCCUCAACGCCUUCUGAGGUGCUGUCCCCCACUGAGGACCCCCGUUCACCACCUGCCUGUUCUUCAUCCUCGUCUUCCCUUUUCUCGGCUGUGGUAGCCCGCCGCCUGGGCCGUGGCUCGGUCAGUGACUGUAGCGAUGGCACAUCAGAGCUGGAGGAGCCACUGGGAGAGGACCCCCGGGCUCGACCACCCGGCCCUCCAGAGCUGGGUGCCUUCCGUGGCCCCCCACUGGCCCGCCUACCCCAUGACCCCGGUGUCUUCCGUGUCUACCCCCGGCCUCGGGGUGGUCCUGAGCCCCUCAGUCCCUUCCCUGUGUCGCCCCUGGCCGGUCCUGGCUCCCUGCUGCCCCCUCAGCUCUCACCGGCACUGCCCAUGACGCCCACCCACCUGGCCUACACACCCUCACCCACCCUGAGCCCUAUGUACCCUGGUGGCGGCGGGGGCCCCAGUGGCUCAGGGGGAGGCUCCCACUUUUCCUUCAGCCCCGAGGACAUGAAACGGUACCUGCAGGCCCACACCCAAAGUGUCUACAACUACCACCUCAGCCCCCGCGCCUUCCUGCACUACCCUGGGUUGGUGGUACCCCAGCCCCAGCGCCCUGACAAGUGCCCGCUGCCACCCUUGGCACCUGAGACCCCGCCGGUCCCCUCCUCGUCCUCGUCCUCCUCUUCUUCCUCUUCCUCCCCAUUCAAGUUUAAGCUUCAGCCGCCCCCACUAGGACGUCGGCAGCGGGCGGCUGGGGAGAAGGCUCCAGCAGGCGCUGACAAGAGCAGUGGCAGUGGCGGCUCUGGCCGUUUGGGUGAGGGGGCGGGGGCAUUGGCCCCACCACCACCGCCACCACAGAUCAAGGUGGAGCCUAUCUCGGAAGGCGAGUCAGAGGAGGUGGAGGUGACUGACAUCAGCGAUGAGGAUGAAGAAGAUGGGGAGGUGUUCAAGACGCCCCGUGUCCCGCCUGCACCCCCCAAGCCUGAGCCUGGCGAGGCACCUGGGGCAGCCCAGUGCAUGCCCCUCAAGCUGCGCUUUAAACGGCGCUGGAGUGAAGACUGUCGCCUGGAGGGGGGUGGGGGCACUGCUGGUGGCCUGGAGGAUGAGGGAGAGGACAAGAAGGUGCGUGGGGAGGGGCCCGGGGAGGCUGGGGGGCCCCUUACCCCAAGACGGGUGAGCUCUGACCUCCAGCACGCCACUGCCCAGCUCUCUCUGGAGCACCGUGAUUCCUGAGGGCUGUGGGCUGGGGACUGUGUCCCCUUCAUGCUUCUUUUGCUGCCUUAACCCCUCCCACCCCCUCCCCAAAUGCCCUGGAGGUGAGGGCAGCUCUAGUCUUUUCCCACCUCCUCCCUGUCCCCUCCUCACAUUUUGUAUAAAACUUUUUUUUUUUUUUUAAUGGUUGGGGAGGGUGGGUGCCCAGGGCUAUCUCCUGUCUCUGUGGGUUUCUAAGCUCUGGACAAAGUGGUGGGAGGGAGCGGGGGGAGAAGUUGGGGAGGUAAGGGGGCUGCCUCCAUUCUGGGGAAUUUUUAUUUGAACGAGGCUUUGGCCUCAACACCCAGGAACUUUUUUAUUACAAUUGCCUAGGAAGUAAAGCCGUCUCCCUUCUGUCCUCUGCCUCUCAUGCCUCUCUUCUGCCCCCAGGUGGUCCCAGUCCCAACCCUGCCUUCCCUGCCCUUCCAGGGGCCAUGAGUGCCUGGGUUUCUCAUACCCCACAAGGUCGCAGCAGGGGAGGGAGGGACAAUUUUUAUGAUGAACCAAAAAUUCCGUG